Emiliania huxleyi CCMP1516 is the source of this 2508-nucleotide messenger RNA. RefSeq lists its product as hypothetical. Gene Ontology annotation, molecular function: DNA binding. The coding region runs from base 1 to 2508 and encodes 835 amino acids. NCBI's taxonomy places the organism in Eukaryota, Haptophyta, Isochrysidales, Noelaerhabdaceae. The record is from RefSeq and is a predicted model, not a curated record. The transcript has 4 exons.
AUGUUGGCCGAGGCGGAGGGCUUGCGCUUGCACUUGUCCAGCGCCGCCGCCACCGGCUACAAGGGCGUGCACAAGAUUGCUUCUGGCCGCUUUGGGGCGGAGCGCCACGCCGACGGAUACAAGUUCUGCCUCGGCUACUUCGACACGGCGGUGGAGGCGGCGGUGGCGUACGCGCGGGCGGUCGAAGAGGCGGCGGCGGCGGCGACCGCGGCGGCGGCGGCGACAGCAGGGGCGGUGGCGGCGGGCGCUGAGCCGGCGGGAGCUGAGCCGGCGGCAGCCGAGCAGCAAACUCGCUCCUCCGACCGCGGCGCGCGCUCGGUCGAGCGCUUUGAGGCCGGCCCGGCCAUCUGCGAGGGUUUCACGGUGGGAAGAUGGUCUUCUGCCGAAGAGUCGUCGCUCAAGGAGCUUGUGAGCGAGCUCGGAGAAAAGUCGUGGGCGACGGUGGCGGAGCGAAUGGGUACCGGGCGGAGCAAGGCGGGCGUGGAGCAGCGCUGGCAGAUCAUGACGGGCAAGCGCGGGCAGGGCCCGCGCUCGAAGUUCGCCUCGAAGGCGAGGCUCGAAGCGUGGCACAAGCGGCCGCUGGCGCCCCCCCCGCCGCAGGCAGCCCCGCCGCCGCAGCUAGGCACGCGGCCGGGCGUGGGCGCACCGGCCGCUGCAGCGGUCUCUUGCGGCGGUUGGGAGGGCCUCGUCGACGGCUGGUACACGCGGACAGAGGUGCGACAAGCCGGCAGCACCGCCGGCAGUUGCUACACCUAUUUCUUCUCGCCUGCCGGGAAGCGCUUCCGCUCGCGCGUCGAGGUGGCUCGACACUUCGGACUCGACCAAGGCGGAGCUCGGGCGCCGCCCGCCCCCGCCUCCGCCUCCGCCUCCGCCUCCGCCUCCGCCCGCCAGCCCGGGCCGGUCGCAGGGCUGGGCGGCGACGUGUUUCGGGUCGAGGCGCUGCUCGCGCGGCGGCACGUCGGCGGAGAGGCCCAGUACUUGGUGCGUUGGGAGGACUACCCGCCCGAGCACGACAGCUGGGAGUGCGAGGACAACAUCUUCGACGAGAGCCUGAUCCGCGCCUUCAAUGCCGGCGCCGCGUCCUCGUCCAGCGGCGGCGCCUCCGAGUCGGCAGCAGGCCCUCGGGCCGGCGUUUCUUUUUCUUCCUCCCGGCUGCCGGCCUACCUCUCCGCGCCUUCCCCUGGGCGGCCCCGCGCGGCGCCGAGUUUGCAGGGCGCUUUGACCGCGGCGGAGCUGCCGCGGUUUGUGCAGCUUGCCUCGGCGGAGGGGGCGCCGGGCGGCGGUGUGCCACCCCCCACUUGCCUUUGCGGUGCGCUGGCCGUGCUGCGCAAGCGGCGCUGGUGGUGUGCCGACGAGGACGGCGGCUGCAGCUUCGAGCUGUGGGCGUGCGGUCGCACCGACGACGGCACCGCGGGCAUGCAGCCGUUGUGCGAGUGUGGCAGGCCAGCGGUGUGGAUGGGCAGGAGGUGGUGGUGCGCGCGCGCCGAUGGCGGGUGCGACUUCGAGUGGUCUCCUCCGCCGCCAUCCGCGCCUCCAACGCUGGUGCCGCCCGAGGCGAUCGAACGGCAGAUGGCGCGUGACACCGCGGCGCUGCUCACGGCUGCCGCGCACGGCCCGCUCAACGCGUGGUCCUUCGUCGCACCAAGCGAUUUCGGGCUCGGGCUCUGGGCGCGGGCGCCUCUCCGGCGGGGGCAGGCGCUCGGCUUGUACUCCGGGCCGCGGCUGCCGUGCAGCUUGCAGCGGCGCGGCACGUGCGCGCUUCAGAUCCCGGGCGCCGACGCCGCCACUGCUUGCGUUUCGCUGGUGUCCCUUUACGUGAUACGGCACGGCGUAGGCACCCAUGUCGUCGUCGACGGUGCGAGCGAGAAUUGCCCGUUCAGCGUGCCCCGCUGCUGCGCGUCGUACGCCAACCACAGCCGCUCGCCCAACGCGCGGCUCGAGCUGUGGCCCGUGUUGCGCCCCGCACCGUGCGAGGCCGUGGUUGACGGUUUGGCGCGGCUGCAGAGCGCGGCGCGCGCAUCGCAGGGCGGCGAGGACGUCGAUGCGGCGUCGGCCGUCCUUGCUUGCUCAGUGGCGGACGAGACAGCGGCACCGCUCCCUUGGGGUGGCGAGCGAGGGGGCGACGCGCGUUUGCGGCUGCUUGUGCCGAGUCUAGCAAAGAAGCUGGCCGGGCUGCGAGCGCGCGUCGUGUCCUGCCAAUGGGGCAUCGUGGCGUCGCACUUGCCUGGACGCACCGGCGCCGAGUGCCGCGAGCGGUGGGCCGAGCUGCAUGCGGAGGCGGAGAUGGAGGAGAUGGAGGAGAUGGAGGCGGAGGAGAUGGAGGAGGCGGAGGCGGUCGAGGUGGAGGCGUUCGAGGUGAGUGAUGAGGAGGGGGCGCCGGUGGAGUCGGGAGCGGAGGCGAUGGAGGUGGAUGCUGAGGUGGUGGUCGCUGAGGGUGAGGAGGAGCAGGAGGAAGACGGCGUGGUAGAGGCCGCGGUGGAGGUGGAGGCGAGGUAUGCAUGGCUGUGA